Cucurbita moschata (crookneck pumpkin) is the source of this 1508-nucleotide messenger RNA. RefSeq names its product GTP-binding protein At2g22870-like. The record is from RefSeq and is a predicted model, not a curated record. Lineage: Eukaryota; Viridiplantae; Streptophyta; Magnoliopsida; Cucurbitales; Cucurbitaceae. The transcript has 5 exons. Gene Ontology annotation, molecular function: GTP binding. Bases 97 to 1053 code for a protein of 318 amino acids.
AGGGGACAAGAGGCAUAUGGCCAUGACCAGAGCCCACCGCUAUUCCUUCCCCAAAAAUCUCCCCUGCGAGCCGAGCAAGUGCUCACAGGCAUAGUGAUGGUUCUCUCUCAGCUCUCUAAACUCAAUCGUUCUCUCUUUACUUCACCAAUCCGCCGAAGUUUUAGCGUAUUUGCAAAAACCAAUAAACCCGUAAUCGCGGCCACAGAAGCCUCCAUUCUCACUUCGCCUUCAUUUCCCGCCCCCAAAUCCACUCUCACGGCCGCCGAACCAGUUUCGAUCACCGAUUUUUCAGAACAUCCCGAAGAAAAACAGUUAACCAUCUCCCCUGAGAAGCUAUUUAUUCCGCCGGAAACUGAUUUCUCCGGCAGCGGCGCUGCGGGGACGAGAAUCUUGAAGGGUUCGAACAUUGUGUUGGGACGGUACGCGAGGGAUGCGCAGAUUUCCGAGGCGAAUUUUGUGAAGAGUAGUGUGAGAACCGAGGAUUGCCCUUCUGAUGGGCUUCCUGAAUUUGCCCUUGUUGGGCGCUCGAAUGUGGGGAAAUCGUCACUGUUGAACUCGCUCGUGCGGCGGAAGAAGCUCGCUCAUACCUCCAAGAAACCAGGAAAGACACAGUGCAUAAACCAUUUUCGAAUCAACGAUAGUUGGUACUUGGUCGAUUUGCCUGGAUAUGGGUAUGCAUCUGCACCACGGGAACUCCGAACGGACUGGAAUAAGUUUACAAAGGACUAUUUCCUGAAUCGGUCGACGUUGGUUUCGGUUUUCCUUCUUAUAGAUGCCAGCGUUCCUGCCAAACAAAUUGAUCUUGACUAUGCUGGUUGGUUGGGUCAGAAUCAGAUUCCAAUGACGAUAAUAUUUACGAAAUGCGACAAACGAAAGAAGAAAAAGAAAGAUGGAAAAAGAGCAGAAGAAAAUAUGAGCGACUUUCAGGAACUGAUUGGUGGAUUUUUCCACACGACUCCGCCAUGGAUUAUGACCAGCAGUGUCACCCAUCAAGGUCGGGACGAAAUUCUUCUGCAUAUCGCUCAACUGAGGAACUACUGGCUCAAGCACUGAUAAAACACUUUAGCCUCGCCUUCCGAUGUCGAUCAGCUUGCUGAUGUUUCUCGACACGAAUAGAUGCACUUCAUCUUGACUCAAAACGGGUCGAUAGAAUGUGAUUCCUGUAUUAUAUAUUCAACGGCUUGAGGUGUAGGACGAGGACACAAAGUUUGGAGUGUUUACAAACCAACACAACACGGCUUAAUACUGUUUCACAAGCUUCAUUGUGUCACUGCUUAGAUGCUUCAAACAGAGCAAUAGAAUGGAAGAUUAGUAGAGAGUUGCUCUGUUAUCUUGUGGAUCCCGUUUAUUCCUGUUCUGGAUAAGGAUGGCUUUACUCCUUUGCCCAAACACUCGGCUUCAUUCCUCGGAGACUUGGCCUUGUUGCAAACCUCAUUACCGUUGGCUUGCCCUUUUCUUUUUCCUUUAAAAUAAUAUCCUUUAAACAGUAAAUUUUGGGUGUAAACAAU